AUGGCGCAUUUGGAUAUUCCGCAGACGGAGAAUGGCUCCUCUAGCGAGCUUCAUACGCUGCAUUCUAUCCCAAAGUCUAAUGUGUUCACCUCCAAUCUUCCCGCGGAUUCCGAAUUUCCUACACCCAAGGCUUCUCACGAUGCGCCCCGCGAGAAAUUGGGACCGCGCAUGGUCAAGGGAGCGUUGUAUACAUAUGUGCGCCCUGAUCCCGAAGGAGAGGCAGAAUUACUAGCAGUCAGCCAACGUGCGCUUCAAGAUAUUGGUUUGAAGGAAGAGGAGGCCAAGACGGAUGAUUUCAAAGAUGUUGUGGCGGGUAAGAAAAUCCUGACAUGGGAUGAAAAAAACCCAGAUGAAGGCAUAUACCCAUGGGCUCAGUGCUACGGCGGCUACCAGUUCGGGCAAUGGGCUGGCCAGCUUGGGGAUGGACGUGCCAUAUCAUUGUUCGAGUCCACUAACCCUGCGACGGGCACACGCUACGAGAUACAACUCAAAGGUGCUGGCAGGACACCAUACUCGCGUUUUGCUGACGGGCGAGCGGUUCUUCGCUCUUCCAUUCGAGAGUUUGUCGUCUCCGAGUAUUUGAAUGCAAUUGGGAUCCCGAGUACAAGGGCUUUGUCCUUGACACUGAACAAGGGAAGUAAAAUUAUGCGCGAACGAAUUGAGCCUGGUGCGAUUGUUGCGCGAUUUGCACAAAGUUGGAUUCGUUUUGGAACCUUUGACCUGCAACGGAUUCGUGGAGACCGUAAGACACUGCGAACGUUGGCAGAUUACACUGCUGAGCAUGUCUAUGGCGGGUGGGAUAAGCUGCCAUCUAAGUUGCCUGUAGGUGAUGCCAAAGAAGUCCACAUGCAAACGCACGAUGGCGUUGCAAAAGAUGUGGUUGAAGGUGAGGGCGAAACAGCAGAAAAUCGUUAUGUUCGUUUGUACCGCGCCAUCCUCCGCCGCAAUGCGGAAACCGUCGCCAAAUGGCAGGCAUAUGGCUUCAUGAACGGCGUUCUCAACACCGACAACACAUCUAUCCUCGGCCUCUCCAUCGACUUUGGCCCCUUUGCCUUCCUCGAUACAUUCGACCCGACAUACACGCCGAACCACGACGACCACAUGCUCCGCUACAGCUACCGUAACCAACCCACUAUUAUCUGGUGGAACCUGGUUCGCCUCGGCGAAGCCCUAGGUGAACUCUUCGGCGCAGGAAACUACGUCGACGACGAGACCUUUGUCGAAAAAGGUGUAACAGAAGAGCAAGCACCAGGCCUCGUCAAAUGCGCCGAAUCAGCAAUCGACCGCGCAGGUGAAGAAUACAAAGCUGUCUUCCUAGCAGAGUACCGCCGUCUAAUGACGCUGCGCCUCGGUCUCAAGACGCAAAAGGAGUCAGACUUCGACGUUCUCAUGUCUGAACUGCUGGAUUGUCUUGAAGCUUACGAGUUGGAUUUCCAUCAUGCGUUUAGGAGACUGGGCGAUAUUCGACUUGCGGAUGUUGAUGCGGAAGAUAAGAGGAUAGAUGCUGCAGGUCGGUUUUUCCGCAGCGAUGCCGCGCCCAGACGCGAGAGCGAGGGUAGAGAGAGGAUUGCGAAGUGGCUUGAUAAGUGGGCGGAACGCGUCAGGGAAGAUUGGGGCGAGGGAAAAGAUGAGGACAGGAAGGCGGCGAUGGAUGCUGUUAACCCAAAGUUUGUUCCCCGCUCUUGGAUCCUGGAUGAACUCAUUGAGCGAGUCGAGAAGAAGCACGAACGCGAUAUCUUGCCGCAGGUUAUGAAGUUGGUGCUCAAUCCCUUCCAGGAAGAAUGGAAGUGGAAUUCAGACGAGGAAGAGAGAUUUUGCGGAGAUGUGCCAAAGUACAGGGGAAUGAUGCAAUGUAGUUGUAGUUCCUAG
Molecule: messenger RNA, 1869 nt
Organism: Bipolaris victoriae FI3
Lineage: Eukaryota; Fungi; Ascomycota; Dothideomycetes; Pleosporales; Pleosporaceae
Exons: 2
Coding region: 1-1869 (622 amino acids)
Source: RefSeq, a predicted model, not a curated record